Sesamum indicum (sesame) is the source of this 577-nucleotide messenger RNA. Its product is annotated as glutaredoxin-C1-like. NCBI's taxonomy places the organism in Eukaryota, Viridiplantae, Streptophyta, Magnoliopsida, Lamiales, Pedaliaceae. The record is from RefSeq and is a predicted model, not a curated record.
AAGACAACCACUUAAUUGCCUUCUUCAACUUUUUCACCCUAUAUAUAUAUAUAUAGACUCUGCUUUUUUUACGUCCAUUUAUUUCAUUAUUGGUUUACCAAUUAACUAACAUGCAAUACCAAUCCGAUUCACACAACUACUGUCCGUCCUCCGUCCACAGCCUCACAACGGCGGUGGACCCCUUGGAGAGGGUGGUGCGGUUGGCAUCCGGCAGCGCUGUGGUCAUAUUCAGCAUCAGCACCUGCUGCAUGUGCCAUGCUGUUAAAAGUCUUUUUUGUGGAAUGGGAGUCAACCCUACUGUCUAUGAGCUUGACCAAGAUCCUAGAGGCAAAGAAAUCGAGAGGGUCCUCACUAGGCUUCUUGGUGGCGGCUCCGCUGUUCCUGUGGUUUUUAUCGGUGGCAGACUCGUCGGAGCAAUGGACAGAGUCAUGGCUUCACAUAUUAAUGGCACAUUGGUUCCACUUCUUAAGGAAGCUGGAGCACUCUGGCUUUAAUUAAAAAGUUUGAAGCUUCCCCCCUUAUAUAAAAAGCCUACAAGAUCCUUUUUUUUUUUUUUUUAUCAUAUGUUUCCUUUAAG